This is a messenger RNA of Bemisia tabaci, 3269 nucleotides long. RefSeq names its product katanin p80 (gene kat80). NCBI's taxonomy places the organism in Eukaryota, Metazoa, Arthropoda, Insecta, Hemiptera, Aleyrodidae. Gene Ontology annotation, cellular component: katanin complex. The record is from RefSeq and is a predicted model, not a curated record. Gene Ontology annotation, molecular function: microtubule binding. Gene Ontology annotation, biological process: microtubule severing; microtubule depolymerization.
UAACCAAACAAUCACAACAAAAUUCUCUGUUCCCUUGACACGAAAAUCUCGUCGUAAACUUGAAUUGCCUUUUUUGGGUAAAAUAAUUGUCAAAAAUUAACUUCUGCGUAAAUUUUAGCUUCGAGGACUCAUCUCUUGAUGAAGGUUGUUCUUACUGAUGAUUAGCUCCUUGGCAAUGACUUAUCAACGUUUGUCAUAUUUCUUCUUCAGCCUUUGUUGUUAAUAAUAUGUCAUUAGAAGAUGGAAGUAGCACAAAGAUCAUGGAGACUGGUGGAGUUCACUGCGCAUACCGCUCCGGUCAACUGUUUGGCCCUGGGACACAAAUCGGGGCGCGUCCUAGUCACCGGUGGAGAUGACAAGAAGGUGAACCUAUGGGCCGUUGGCAAGGAGAAUUGUAUUAUGAGCUUGAGUGGACAUGGAACACCAAUUGAAACUGUUCGAUUUAGUUCAUCAGAGGACAUGGUCUGUGCUGGAAGUCGUGAUGGUGUGCUGAAAGUUUGGGAUUUAGAAGCAGCCAAAAUCGUUCGAACUUUAAUAGGGCAUCAAGAUUGUAUGAAAUCUGUUGAUUUUCAUCCGUAUGCAGAAUUCUUAGCCUCUGGUUCGGUCGAUUCCACAAUCAAGCUCUGGGACAUACGAAAAAAGGGAUGUAUAUUCACGUACAGAGGUCAUAUUGGGUCUGUAAAUUCUGUAAAGUUUAGUCCAGAUGGUCAAUGGAUCGCCUCUGGUGGAGAAGAUAGUACUGUUAAAAUUUGGGAUCUUCGCACUGGUAGUGUUCUACACGAUUUCAUCAAACACGAUGGUCCUGUUCUGUCCGUAGAAUAUCAUCCUCAUGAGUUUUUACUUGCCUCAAGUAGUACUGAUAAAACUGUCCACUUCUGGGACUUAGACAAGUUUACUUCAAUUAGUGCCACAGAAAAGCAAGCGCAUGCUUCCAGGUGUAUAAGAUUUAGUGAAGGAGGAGAAUGCCUUUUUGCUGGUGCCUGUGAUACAUUAAAUGUUUUUGGGUGGGAACCAUUAAGAAGUCUAGACACUGUGUUCACUCAGUGGAGUAAAAUUAGGGAUAUUAGCACUGUUGGAAGUCAGUUGAUUGGAGCUGGUUACCAAGCAGAAGGUGUCAUGAUCUACGUUGUCGAUCUAGCCAAAGUGUGUCCAAUUGGCAAACCCUUGCCUCCUGCAUCUCCGUUUGCUCAUGGCAUGUCUAUUCGUAAAAGUUUCAACAAACAAAAGCCUGCUCCUAAAUCAACUGCCGUGAAACAUCAGAAACCUAUCGAAGAAAAUGAAACUGAACCAGAGGACGAAAAUUUGGCCGACAUUCCAGAUGUUAAUAACUAUGAAGCUGUUUUCUGUCCUAACCGUACUUUGAAUAGAAGUCCGCCUCCAAAUGAAGAAUUGUUCACUCCUCCUGGAAAUAUAACAGAACUGAAUGCACCUGCACAGACCUCACUGCACUCAGGAUCCCAGCUUGCUGCUGAAACUGAAGAAGAAUAUUAUGAAGAAACAGAGCCUUCCCCCAAAGACCAUGCUCCCAAAUCUAUCUAUGUAUCCAAGAAUAAGCAAAGUUCAAGCUCCGAGGUUAUGUCUCCUGUCUCUUCGUCUAUUUGUCAUACUGUAUCAACUUUAACCUCAGGAAUGACUCACACAGCACCAGGUCAAAAUCAUAGCAGCAUGCCUGCCUCGCUCAACUCCCUGUCACCCACUAGUUCAUCAGAUCAUUCCUUCAGUAGACUUGGAUCAGCAAAUCAUGCAGACAGCUCGAAAGAAGCCCGCUCCCAGUCCUAUGAUGACCCUUCAAAAAUCCUAGCACGAGCCAUAAACUUUUAUCCAAAAAUCAGAACAAGUGAAUAUAGAAUUCUUUGCAGGAAAACAAUAGGAAAAAUAAAAAACAUGCCCGGUCCCUUAAAAGCCACCACCAAACGUUUUAUUGCAUCUUUAAAAACUCACAGGGUAUGCAAUUUUGAAAGCAGUCCCAGUGAGCCAGCGAUUAGUAACUCAGCAAGAAAAGUAGGAAAUGGGAUUGGAGUCAAAGUAUCCAAUAAUCACAAACCUGAAUUACCACCAAAACCGAAGUAUCAACUCUCUGUGAAACAACAUCAAAAUAAUGCCAAGAAUAUCAUGAUGAAACCUGGGAAAAGGCCUGGAGCUGGCGAAGACGAUAAUAUUGAAUACAUUCCAAUGACAGGAGAUACACCCGUUGGCUUGGAGCCCAAUGAGUUUUUACCGAAAAGGGGUAGCGGAGGCCAGUUAUCUGAGGCUGAAGUCAUAAGCAGUGUUAUGAGGGGCCAUGAAGAUAUGAUGCGCGUAUUAAUCAGUAGACAACGGAAUCUUCAAAUUAUUUUUUCAGUAUGGCACACCAAGGAUUUAAAGUCAGCGGUAGAGAUGGCAACCGACAUGAAUGAUCUUUCUGUAGUAGUUGAUUUACUGUCAGCCCUCACCCGCAAACCAAAUCUUUGGAGUUUAGAUCUUUGCAACCUUUUGCUACCGAGCAUUCGUGAACUGCUUCAAAGUAAAUAUGAAACUUAUGUUACUGUUGGCUGUGAUGCUCUUAGACUGAUCUUGCGAAAUUUUUCUUCUGUCAUUCGAAAUAAUGUGCAGUGGAGCUGUCCGACUAUUGGAGUGGACAUAACAAAAGAAGAAAGGUAUAAUAAAUGUAAAGGAUGUCACAAUCAAUUAGUAUCGAUACGAGCUUUCCUGUUGAAGCGGCAAACGGUGCAAGGAAAGUUAGGUCAAAUGUUCCGAGAACUGGUUAUCUUAUUGGAAGCAAUCGAUGCUACUUAGCAGUUGCUAAAGGCUUCCUUUCUGUCUCAUCUUUUAUCAUUUGUAAAUAUCGUUUUAAAUUCUGAAACUUAUCUAAUUGAGCCAUAUUCAAACUUAAACAUUUCUCUAAUCCCUAACGUGUCACUUCAUUCAUAAGAAUGAACUAAGUAUUUGUACUAAUUUAUUCAACAUCAACAAAACACUUGGUAUUAACAAAGCUCACCUAUGCCACUUGUGCCUGAAUCAGUAUUAAGUAGUUUUUCAGUCUAUGCGUGAGGUUUUUUCGCGCAUGUAUAUGAAUCUUCACCUUAUGCACAUUUCCUUAAGUAUGUAUUUUUAUCUUCUUUCCUCACGUAACUUAGAGUCUCUAUAGUCUAUCUAUUUAUUUUUAAAUAAUGUCUGCCCUGAAAUACUUUUAAAAUUGCCUAGUGGAAUUCCAAGUUUUACAAUCCAUUCUUUUGUUAUUUUUGUGGAACGUGUUAACUUUUUAAUACAUGUUAAAUUAUUACAGUUAA